This is a messenger RNA of Desarmillaria tabescens, 2317 nucleotides long. RefSeq names its product glycoside hydrolase family 29 protein. NCBI's taxonomy places the organism in Eukaryota, Fungi, Basidiomycota, Agaricomycetes, Agaricales, Physalacriaceae. Gene Ontology annotation, biological process: fucose metabolic process; glycoside catabolic process. The transcript is spliced from 15 exons. Gene Ontology annotation, molecular function: alpha-L-fucosidase activity. The annotation marks the transcript as partial. The record is from RefSeq and is a predicted model, not a curated record. Gene Ontology annotation, cellular component: lysosome.
CUUCACAGCUAUCCAUCGACACCUAUAUCCCUUCGUUCCCUGUUCAACAAUCAAGCCGCUUCCUUUAAUGGCUCUGCAGAUUUCGAUGGCAAGGGCUCCAGUUUUGAUAGCCAAUUCCUCCCCUCAGGUCCAUACGUGCAUGACGGAAUAAUCUAUGAUCUACCAGAGUCUUGGGGCUCAGGUAACGACAAUGUCAUUGCAGACAGUCAAGUGAUCAGUCUUCCCGAACCGACUUUCACACAAGAACUGCAUUUCGUUUAUGCGGGUGACGCAGGCCAAGGAACUCACGAAUUCGUGGCCAAUUUCAUUCUUACAUUCACGGACGGCUCGACUCAACAAGUGCAGCGUGAGCCCUUAAAUUAUUUUUCCAGGCCAUAUCAUUUCGAAAACGGUACACAGAAGAAUUGGAAUUCAAGCCACAUUUUUCAAUGGUCAAGCUCGAUCUCGUCGGAGCACGCUCUUCGAAGUAUCACGUUGCCAUCAAUUAACACAGCACACAAAUUACAUCUGUUCGCUAUGUCCAUCUCACCAUCGACAGUUCUUUCGCCUGAUGUAGUGGAUGUGAAGCCGGCAUUGUCCAUUCGACGGGCAAGGUUCACCUCUCGAUGGGAAGAUUUUGAUGGAGUUCGAGCUCAAGCUGUGGAAGUAACACUGGCGAAUCUUCUCUCGACGUAUAGCCUUUCCCCAGAGACAUCUUUAAAUGCCAAGCACCAAAUAUACAUCAGCGGUUCUGGUAUCAAGACACUCUAUUCUGGUCUCGUCUAUCGGUUGGUCCCCGGGGAUCAAGUUACUGUAGACAUCUUUAUACUUGGCGCACAGGAAGGUGAAUCUGCAGAUGUUGAAAUCAGGGACUCCCAUGCCCGUGUAAUUGGUACAUCUGAGGGAUGGCCGACAACACCUUUGUUCGAGCACUGGACUCUGGAUACACAGGUUCUGGGGGCACACGAAACUCCGAUAUGGUGGAACCGCGCCAAGUAUGGUAUCUUCAUUCACUGGGGCAUCUACAGCGUUCCUGCUUGGGCUACGCCGUCUAAUUAUGCAGAAUCAUACGAUUGGUUCCUCCACACUGAUCCUGGCGAGGACAAUCCGACUUGGAGCCAUCAUUUACAGACUUACGGGACAGACGUCGUAUACGACGACUUUAUUGCCAACUUCACUGCGUCGAAAUUCAACGCAAGCGAGUGGCUUGACCUAUUUGACAACGCGGGUGCUAAAUACUUCGUUCUUGUCACAAAACACCAUGAUGGUUUCUCCCUCUUCGACACCGGAAAUUCGACUCACAGAAGCAGCGUAUAUCUCGGUCCUAAACGAGACUUCGUUGCCGAACUGCUCGACACUGCCAAGAAGGAGAAACCAGACAUGUACCGGGGUACCUAUUAUUCAUUGCCUGAAUGGUUCAGCCCGGACUACUCUCCCUACGGCUUUGGAGCGUGGCCCGGAGGCCUCGCGCACAACGCAUUUAACAGCUCGCUCCUCGAUCCCUACACAGGAAGGCUGAACAUCACCAAUUAUAUCGAGGAUAUCCAGCUGCCUCAUAUGCUCGAUCUUGCCAAGAAAUACGAAAUGGAUAUAAUGUGGUGCGACAUCGGAGGUCCGAACAGGACCCUUGAAUUCGCUGCCGAAUUUUAUAAUAACGCGCUCGCGCAAGGUCGACAAGUCACCAUCAACAACCGCUGUGGUGCUGUUCCUGAUUUUGACACACCUGAAUAUGCUACAUUUGGCGCUAUCCAAACCAGAAAGUGGGAGGCCAGCGAGGGGAUGGAUCCUCACAGCUACGGUCUCAAUCUCGCCACUAAUGCUAGCUCGUACAAGAACGCCACUAACAUCGUUCAGACCCUGGUUGACAUAGUGUCAAAGAACGGCAACUUCCUUCUUGAUGUUGGACCAACCGCAGAAGGAGAAAUCAUCGCCCCGAUGCAAACAGGCCUUCUAGGUGCUGGGGACUGGCUGAAAUAUGCCGGAGAAUGUGUAUACGACACAAAUUACUGGUUUCCUGGUUCACAGGACAUCUAUGCGCCGAUAGAAUCGACACCAGCGCGGUUCACAGCUACUCCAAACACGUUUUGUAUCAUCACCUUCGUAGCGCCUACCAAUGGUCAGCUAGCUGUCAAUCAGCGACUGCCAAUUCUUCCUGGGGACGAGGUCUAUCUUCUGAACCCCUCCAGUCCUUUUGGUCCUUUGCCAUGGACUGUUAAUGGAACUACAGGUAAUUUUUUCGUGGAUAUCUCUGGGGCAGACUUGGAGGCUAUACAACAUGCAUGGGCCUUCCAGGUGCGAUUUGGAGUAAAUAGCUGAAAAAAAGUAUAUUAAAUAACCU